Molecule: messenger RNA, 514 nt
Organism: Lineus longissimus
Lineage: Eukaryota; Metazoa; Nemertea; Pilidiophora; Heteronemertea; Lineidae
Exons: 5
Coding region: 91-450 (119 amino acids)
Source: RefSeq, a predicted model, not a curated record
AGAAGUGGUUGGCUGAUAUGAUAGAGCCAUUUAGAUUUGGCCGGAAUCUGCAAACCUUCUCCCCAUCUGUGUUGACCAGUUGUACGAGUAAUGCUGGCCUUCCUCUUGUGGGAUACAUCAGAUAACUUGCUGAUUUCUUCUGCCAAUUUAUCAUUUCAGAACCAGGACCCCUUUCCAACUACAACGACGUCAGGAUCCAGCUCAAAUGGCAUUCAAGAAUUCUCAGGAGCAACGCCUACAUGUAUUGUAGCAGGUGGAGAAUCAGAUUCUGAAGGGUCCAUUAGUGUGGAAAUUGUGAAACCUUCUAAGAGAAACAAAUGCCAAGUCUGUUGCAAAAAAGAGAAAGGUCACUGUGGCAAAGAAUGCGCAGGUAUCCAACUUUGCUGCAAAGGAAUCAAAGCAGGUUACGAUCGAGGAGAGUGCCUUACCAGAUGGUCACUUUAUAGUUGAGAAGAUCUUGAAGGAUAGGAUGAAGAAUGGGGUCAGGGAGGGACUCAUCAGUUGGGAUGGCUAU